AUGUCGCCCCUCACCAAGAAAUGUCGUCCCCUUAAACUUAGGGUACACGCUGUCCAGGCUGUCCUGUCAGGCUGUCCUACAUUGGAAAAGAGAUUGUGCCUGUUCCGCCAAAACCAAAUGGAGAAGCUUAUUGCAAUAAUGAAACACGAGACAAUGACUUAUUCGCCAGCCCAAUCAGUCACAUCAAUGCGUCAACUUAUUUCAGGAUUCAAUCAUCCAUCGACUUUCGCUAUGACAAGAGCCUCCCAUGCAGAAUUUGAUUCUGAUCUCUUGAUGCCAUGUUCUGUUUUCCCCGUUUGUGACUUGCCUCACAAUCAAGGAUACGGCUCUGCAGCCAAUUCUGUAGGUAAAUUAUCAUCUCGAUUUUUACAAGCCUUGGAACUCUCAUUCCUCAAAGGAACUCCUGCCAGCUUUGAAUCUGCCAUUAAAACAUUUAACGCGUAUAGCGAUACAAAGGGAUCUGACAAGAUAACAUCACAAUCAUGGUCUACUUUGAAAAGAUUUGUUGACGAGUUGCAGUAUACCUUAAAAGAAAAUCAAACUUUGUCCCCAGCAACUGUUGCAACCAAAGUCAGUUUUUCGACAAUUGCAGUCGAAGCUAGCACAGCAGUUUCAUUAGCCAAUCAAAGGAUUAAGAAAUAUGUACUUCAUCGUUUACAAAUAUUGUAUAAUGGCCGCUAA
Molecule: messenger RNA, 681 nt
Organism: Phycomyces blakesleeanus NRRL 1555(-)
Lineage: Eukaryota; Fungi; Mucoromycota; Mucoromycetes; Mucorales; Phycomycetaceae
Exons: 3
Coding region: 1-681 (226 amino acids)
Source: RefSeq, a predicted model, not a curated record